CUAGCAAAGUUAGUGUUGGCGCCAACCGUGUGUGCUCGCGCGACUGUGUGUGUGUGUGCUUUCGGGUAAUGCCAUUUGUCAAGUGGAUGCUCCAUAGCCAAAUCCAACUUAACCGGUAAAAUGAUGAUGCUUUCGUGCAUGCAAAAUGGCUCUGAUGAUGCCGUGCGUCAUGUCGAGUGGGCGUUCAACUAGUGAAGUGGUAUCCUGCUGGUAUAAUUAGAGAUGACAAAACUAAUCGCUGAAGUUAGCGAUUGGAAAAUGGAUAACGUGAGCUCGGGAGAUUAGGUCGGCGAAGAACAAGGUCACCGCAUGUGAGUCUUGAAGUUCAGGGAUAUGUGUGUGUCACCCAGAUUCUGAAGGAGAGGCGGCGCGAGUGACACCUGGUCACGGCGGCGAGUUUCACAGGGAAGGACUUGACGGAGAAUUCGGUGCCCUGAAGCGACGGGGAUCAGUGUGUUCAUUACUCUGGUAUCCAGGGAUGCACCGCCAUGGAAAUGAGAACAAGUUCUUUCAAUGAUCCUUCGCAAAUGAUAAGUACCGCAAAUUCGUUCGUAUUCUGUAUAGGUACAAAUAUCUUCCGAUAAGACUUCAGCACAUAAUAAAGCUGGAUAUUUCAUCUUAAAGUGACGAGAAGUUCUACAGACAUUUUUCGAGACAAUUUACUUUGCUGGACAACUUUCAAACUUGAUCAGUAUUUCAUGACGAACAUAACAUAAUGACACACAACUUCGGCUAGCAUUAAGAUAACCUAAAACAAACCAUAAAAGCGUUUGUUGCUCUUACUUGUAAUGCCCAGUUAUGUUUUAAUACCUAUAAGAAUGUCCAUGGAAGAGAUUUUUCCAUAAAAUCUAAAGACACUCGAUUGCUCUCGUAAAUAAUUGAACGGUAAUGUGUUCGGGAAAGGCUGCUUUAAUUCUUUGCUGGUCCUGCAGCGGCGUUACAGAACAAGUGCUUUGCUACGACGUGAAACCGGCCAUAUAAAAUAGAAGAGCAAGAAAAUAGUUAACUGGAGAGGAAACCAAGAUAACUCCACCAAAAGGCCUUCCCACCCCUUCCCCCACCCACCAAAAAGCAAACAAACAAACGAGCACACAAGUGGCCAAAGCACAGAUGAAAAUGAGGCUGACUGGGACGGGCGUCAGCCACCCAAAGACACCAAACCCUUGAUGCCUUGAGCAGAAGGAUUCGGUUCAGUCGUCGUUGGAACUGCAGAAAUGUUCACAACGAUCAACUAGAACUCAUGUCUGGGCUUGGACCGAUACAGACAUGGGUCAUUGAUCGAGAGUGAAACCACUCGAUUACUCCAACAAACUGUCAGGACAUUGAAGAGAGGCAGUCUUUGUUGGUUCUUUCGAAAUAGCGUGCUGAAAAUCUUUCGCAUGAUCCAAACACGAGAGUUGGAACGUUUCAUCUCUAAGCACUGGCACGAGACAGAACUUCUGUUCUUUAGGUUCGAAAUGACCUGCUGAAAUAUCUCUCAAGAUUUAAUCAUCAAAGUUAUAUUUCCCUCGACUGCCUCAAUACAAUAACGUCAGGAUAUUCAAGAUAUUCACGCAGUUCUUUCAUGAUCACUCAAACGAUAUAGUAGGAGCGUUAAAGCUCUUAAUUAACUGAUGGAAAUUUCAAGAGAGUUCUUAGGUUUCUCAUUUUGAAAAGGCUUAUCGCAAUAUCACUCUCAUGAUCUGAAUAAAAGAUAAGGUUCAUUAGAGUUUUGAUGCCUAAUGAAAAGACGAGUAAGUGGCUCUGCUUAGACAUUGCCGCCAAAAUGCAACGGUUCAAGUAGGCCUUAUAUAAGAACCAGCGAAUUCAAUCCCAGUGUUAACACGAACCUCAGGGAGCGCACCAACCUUUUGACAAUAUUACUGACAAAAGGAAAUCUAAGAGUCAAGUCUCGACUCAGAUCCUUUAGAUAAAAAAAAAUUAAAUAGCUAAUAAAUUAUUAAUGAGGCGCUAUCACUGAUGCUCACGAUGGACUAAGGGAACAGAGACAAAACUGUCAAAAUUUGGCAAAUUCCUGGAUUUGACUUUAGCGUUAAACGUCCAAUGAAGAGUACUUUAACUCACCACAUUAAAUGUUCAUUCCCUUGGCACAGAUGCUCUAAACCAUUAAAAACAAUUUUAUCCAAUAAACUUAAACUCGCUUCCUGAAAACUAGCGAUCGAUGAAUCAAAGCUCUAUGGAAAGGCAUUUCCUCUUCCGAAGAUAAAAACCGUCAGUUUUCAAGGUGUUGUUAAUGGAAGUUCAGUAGGUAAAGAGGAGAAACAACCGUAGAGUGCGAGAAGAGGAAAGAAAAGAAGCAAAAGAGGAAAAAGAGGAGCCAAAAGUGUUGGGUGGUGAAAGGAACCCGUCAUAGUACGUAAUAUGGAAGUCUUUUGACGGCAUUACUUAGAGCUGGCUCUAAGUAUAAAGCAUAAAGUUGUGAGGUGAAAAAGAAAAGUGCUUCCUCUGUACUAGAGGAAAAGUAGUAGUGGUUAGUGCAAAAGGGUUUUGGUGAGUGAGAGUUGUAUGUUCUAGUGUUUAUUUUGGUGGGGAGUCGAGGGCCGGACGAAAAUAUCUCCGAGACCCGCUGGCUGCAACCCCGACUGACGACGACGCCCCUCCAUGCUGCUGUUAAUGCUGCUGCUGCAAGGUUGAAGGACCAUUACCUCUCCUGAUCUUCUAAUCUGCGAGAUAGAGAGGGAGGGAAAAACGAGCAGAUGGAUCUCCGUUGAGCAGGUAACCGCGUCUCCCUUGACGAGUGUGGUUUUCCUCAUUGCUGUUGAGUAACUGCAAAUACCAGGUGGUGGUAGGCGGAGCUUGAGGGGUCGGCGAGCGGUGGAGUAGAACGUUUACCCGCUACGUCAGUCUGUCACCAUCCAAAGAACGGUGAGGUUGUGCCGCGUGCCGUCCUCCGCACCAUCACACGCACCGCUUGCAACUUUAUUUCAUAGCCAUGCGGUGGCUAACACAACCCGUGGCCAUCGUACUGGUCAUGGUUUUAGCAACUGGUUUUGUGUCUAAGGUCUCUGCCAAUGCGGUUUUCGAACUUAGGCUAAAAAAAUUUGUGAAUGAGUUCGGAAAAGACACGGAAGGCCACUGUUGCAGUGGCUACAGGAACUCCCAAGGAUUAUGUAGUGGAUCUUGUAAGACCAAAUUCCGUGUGUGUCUCAAAGUUUACCAAGAAGUGAUCGACCCAUCGUCUCCUUGUACCUUUGGAGAGGCCGUGACGCCCGUCUUGGGCGAAAAUGAAGUGGAUUUCUCUAAAGUGGAUUUAGGCGAUUUUGUCAAUCCCGUUCAGUUUCAGUUAGCUUCGUGGCAGGGAACUUUCUCACUUAUCAUCGAAGCUUGGCAUGAGGAACCCAACGAUACCAUCUCUUAUGUCGGUCCUGCUUUGAUCACUCGGUUGAUGACCCAACGUUGGUUAGAGUUGGGCGAAGAUUGGACUGAUGAUGAUCACCGAACUGCUCACUCAUCUCUCAGCUAUCAGUACCGGGUCACAUGCCAGGCCCAUUACUAUGGAGAAGGGUGCCGCAAGUGGUGUAAACCUAGGAACGACUCGUUCGGGCACUAUAACUGUAGUGCCUCUGGCGACCUUGUCUGCCUUGAUGGAUGGCAGGGCACCGAGAACUACUGUCUCACGCCCAUCUGCAGUUCCGGAUGUCACGGUAGUACUGGGUUCUGCGAUAAACCAAAUGAAUGCAAGUGUCACAUUGGAUGGGAGGGUCCCAACUGCGACCAGUGCACUGUCUAUCCCGGUUGUCUCCACGGUUCUUGUCAGAAGCCGUGGCAGUGCGAGUGUGACGAAGGUUGGGGUGGCUUAUUCUGUAAUCAAGAUCUCAAUUUCUGCACGAACCAUAAGCCAUGCAAGAAUGGAGCCACAUGUUUCAACACUGCCCCCGGCUCUUACUCGUGUGAAUGCCCUUCAGGUUUUUCGGGCACAAACUGUGAAAUCAUCAACGACACUUGUGCCACGACUCCGUGCCGCAAUGGUGGCACUUGCCUGGAUACUGGUGACGAUCAGUUUGUUUGUCAGUGUCCCUCUGGCUAUACGGGACAAUAUUGCGAGAUCUCGGGUCAGUCUUGCGCCGAUCGACCCUGUCUCAAUGGUGCCACGUGUUCUGAUACACCCACUGGCUACCAGUGUCGGUGUCGACCUGGAUACGAGGGUACUAAUUGUGAACGUGCAGUAAACGAGUGUGCAUCCGACCCGUGCCUGAAUGGGGGCUCUUGUGUUGACGAACAUGACGGAUUUCAGUGCGUUUGCCCAGUGGGAUAUACUGGCAACACCUGCCAGACCAACAUUGAUGAUUGUGCCCACCGACCUUGUCUGAAUGGGGGCACUUGUAUUGAUGGUUUAGAUUCGUUCACCUGCAGAUGCGUUCCAGGUUUCUUGGGUACUCUUUGUCAAACUAAUGUUGACGAUUGUCGUACUCAGCCAUGUGCGAAUGGGGGUACUUGCGUGGAUGGCGUUAAUGAUUUCCAGUGUCAGUGUCGUGAUGGGUGGGGUGGUAGGCAGUGUACGGAGUCUGUGCCCAUCCGAGCAUCCCCUUGUUCAAACUCACCUUGUCAAAACGGAGGCUAUUGCACCGAGAGGCCAGAUUUACCCUUGGGAUAUCAAUGCAGCUGCCCUACUGGUGUUGGGGGUCCUCUCUGCACGAUUGUCACCAAACCCCUAAUUAUUGGUGAAACGGGUGAAUCGAUGUCCCCAGCCCAGGUCGUCUUGAUUGUGACCUUCAGUGUAGCUAUACCCUUACUGGCCUUGGUGUCGGCUUUGGUGAUCGUCUGCAUGAAACGUCGAAGACGCCGCGAUCGCGCUCGUCAAGACGAAGAGGCAAGACGUCAGAAUGAACAAAAUAUGGUUCAUAAUGCUGUGAAUGCUGUCAACAAAAAGUCUUUGGAAGAUAUGAUAUUUAAUUCGCUGGAUUACCCACCGAAGCCUCUGAACACCCGGCCGCAAAGUCACUCUCACCAUCCUCAGCUCCAUCACCAAGAACCAGAGUUUCACAAGAAAGAAGUCGAGAAUACCUACAGCAUUGUUCCUACAAGAAGCGCCAAGCCUCUGAACAAUGAUGUUUCGAGGCUUUCCCUCGCAGACCGUCUCGAGAAAGACCUCGACGCUCUCACUUGUCGCGGCACGCCCACUUCAGAACUGAAUGCGCCGUGCAGCAAAGACGUGCAUCUGCCUCGAACUCAUAGUCACAGCGAUGUGUACUUGAAACGAGGCAGCGGCUCCGGUGGAUGUGGCACUGGUGAUGUGCACACGUCCACUAAUACUUUAACGUCGACGUGUUCGCCGUCGACUUGCACAACGCCGUCGAGCGUUUACGUCAUAGAGGAACACUACGACGACGAAAACUACAUCGCCACCGAAGUUUAGUAGUGUCAAGGUGUCCUAGAGUAAUAUAAAAAAAUAAUCGUUUUUAAGAAUAUAUCUGCUAGUGACACCAAAAAGACUACUUUUACAAUUAUAGUAUUAUUUUUCUCCUUCUCCCUUAAAUAUACAAGUAUUUUCCGAUCUUUUUUUCAAGUCUUAAAGUAAUUUCCCCAUCUCGCUGAGGAAGUGAUGGUCGUCACUUCGUUUAGUCCUACACACAUCCAAAGAUGUUUUAAUUUAGAUUUUUCUUGCAAAUGUGUUAUUUAUUUAUUGUUAAAAUAAAUGAUUUUAUAAAUGCUGUAAUUUGUGGUAUGUGGUACAAAGUCGUGGUAUUUGUAGUGCCUUCCAAGUGAACAGUGCGAGUGAUAGGUAAACAAGAGACUACGGCAAGCUGCUGCUCCUAUUUUCUCUCUCUCUCUUCUCUCUCUUUUUUUUUCUCUCUCUCUCUCUUCUCUCGUUGUUGUUGUUGUGGUGUCGCGGAAGAGGAGCCGAGAAGCACGGCAGAAGCUUCCUGACAUUUACAAGAGUGCCACUUGCGAGACAAUUUUGACCAGCGAGUUCUACGAGCUGGUCUUGGAGUGCCAACCCUUUCUUCGAAAACAAACUAGAGGCUUCCCGUGAACGCUGUCCAGGACACUUUGAUGAUUGUGGGAACUCCCUUACUCUGUCUCCUCCUGAUCAGGAGGUCGUGAGUGAGGAGCCAGAGGCGACGGAGGUCCAGCAGAAAUUCUGUUAGUCGAGGCAGCUGCUGUUGAGUCUGUCAGUUUAUUUUAUUACAAUUAUUAUGAUGCUUGUAUUACGGGGGUGGGGGAGAGUCCGAGUGACUACUGCAAUGUGAGAUAAUUGCCAAAACUUAACGUAUAGAGACAGGCAGACGAACACAAAGGUACACUACUUUGUAGUGGCAGCAAAGUGCCUACCUUUCCUCCCCCUCCCCCUCCCCCUUUUCUCCCUGAACGAUCUCAAGAGUGGUGGUGUGAGUGGGCGGGACUCCCUUGGCAUUCCCUGCCUCAUGUUUAUAUAUAGUUUCUUGCCGGCAUGGAAUAGUUUCCUCCUGGAAAAAUAUGAAUUUGUUAUGAAUUGAAGAUACAAAAAUUGUGAUAAUUUGUUUGCCAUCAUCAAUAUGCAGUAAUGUUGUUGUUAUUUAUAUAGAUUGUAACUUAACGAAACUGUUCCAUAUCAUAGCAAACGGGCAUUAAAGAAAAUCCAAACCUA
This is a messenger RNA of Macrobrachium nipponense, 6568 nucleotides long. Its product is annotated as delta-like protein C. Gene Ontology annotation, molecular function: calcium ion binding; Notch binding. Gene Ontology annotation, cellular component: membrane. The transcript is spliced from 11 exons. The coding region runs from base 2933 to 5356 and encodes 807 amino acids. Lineage: Eukaryota; Metazoa; Arthropoda; Malacostraca; Decapoda; Palaemonidae. The record is from RefSeq and is a predicted model, not a curated record. Gene Ontology annotation, biological process: multicellular organism development; cell communication; Notch signaling pathway.